AUGUAUUAUGAAAUGUUAUUAUUUUAUAAGGGACAAAGGAGCAUCGACCGUGAUGUGAGGGCUCGCGGGGACGAGCGCACGCCUAUGUCAGACUCUCAGACGAAUGGGCCUGAGGCCAUGUCAGAAAGACGUCCUUAUUUCUAUCCCGACAGCAGUAGUGACACAGAAGAAUAUAGAAGGGACGAGGAGAGACGCAAGCGGUUGUCGAAACGGACAGGACCGAAUAUAAGAACUCGUCCGAACAUGCCUCCGAAGAACUUGAGCGCUAAUACUCCGACGCCUUCUACUUCCACGGCUCAGGAUCCCCCUAGGAAUGGGCAGAAGGGUCAGCUGUGUGAAGAUAGGAUCACGUUGGUGGUGGACAACACCCGUUUCGUGGUGGAUCCAGCUCAGUUUACUGCUCACCCAAACACUAUGUUGGGAAGAAUGUUCAGUUCUGGUCUAGAAUUCACUCACCCGAACGAGCGUGGUGAGUACGAAGUUGCCGAGGGUAUAUCGGCGACGGUGUUCAGAGCUAUCUUGGAGUACUACAGGUUUGGCACCAUAAGGUGUCCUCCCACCGUCUCCGUGCAGGAGUUGCGGGAGGCAUGCGAUUACCUCCUUGUGCCUUUUGAUGCAAAUACUGUCAGGUGUCAGAACCUUCGGGGCCUUCUCCACGAAUUAUCAAACGAAGGCGCUCGCCGUCAGUUCGAGUCAUUCCUCGAAAGGCUCAUUCUCCCUCUCAUGGUGGAGUCCGCCGAGAGGGGAGACAGGGAGUGUCAUGUCGUCGUGUUGUUAGAUGACGACUCCGUAGAGUGGGAUGAGCAGUAUCCACCGCAGAUGGGAGAUGAGUACAGUCAGACUGUGUUGUCCACACCGCUGUAUAGAUUCUUCAAGUAUAUUGAAAAUAGAGACGUAGCGAAACAAGUUAUGAAAGAAAGAGGUCUAAAGAAGAUCCGUUUAGGAGUUGAAGGGUACCCAACAUACAAAGAGAAAGUCCGCAAACGGCCUGGGGGUCGCGCAGAGGUCAUAUACAACUAUGUCCAAAGACCUUUCAUCCACAUGUCCUGGGAAAAGGAAGAAGCGAAGAGCCGCCAUGUUGACUUCCAGUGUUUUAAGUCCAAAUCUGUGACGAACCUGGCUGAGGCGACGGCGGACCCUGUAAUCGAGUUAGACGCAAACAGAGUAAGAGAUGAAGAGGUCCCCGAGGUCAAUCCAGAUCCUGAAGUGGAAGAGCCUCAGUGA
Molecule: messenger RNA, 1224 nt
Organism: Arctia plantaginis
Lineage: Eukaryota; Metazoa; Arthropoda; Insecta; Lepidoptera; Erebidae
Source: the annotation of a GenBank genome assembly